This is a messenger RNA of Gastrolobium bilobum, 2616 nucleotides long. RefSeq lists its product as uncharacterized. The coding region runs from base 1 to 2616 and encodes 871 amino acids. The transcript has a single exon. The record is from RefSeq and is a predicted model, not a curated record. NCBI's taxonomy places the organism in Eukaryota, Viridiplantae, Streptophyta, Magnoliopsida, Fabales, Fabaceae.
AUGACGAACACACGUUCGACGUCGGGAACAUCCCAAAUGCCUCCGCGUCAACCACAGUCUCAGCCUUAUGGCAUGCCUCAACACCAACCCGCGUCGGAACAGCCCCAAUUGGAACCAGACCCGGUGCUGGUUGAGGUACAAGUCGGCGAGGUCGGCACACGAGGACCGACUCCCAGACCCCAGCUGAACGCAACAGUUGCGGCAGUUCGUCAGCCUCCACACAGUGAGCCGCCAAACGUGACAAACAUGGCCAUGGGAGCAAUCCUUCAAAGGUUGCAAGAGAUGGAAAACAGAUUUCUGACCCAGCAGCGCAUGGAUGCCCAAAGGAUGGCGACGGUGGAGGCUGAACUGAGGACUUUGAAUGCGGAAGGCCAGACUAGGGGAACCGGAGGGGUCGCAAACAACCGACCUCCCCAACAGCAUGCGGAAGGCGUACUUCAGAACGCCGCAGGCACCCAGCAUCAGAACGCUGAAGACCUCCGGCAUCAAAAUAUGGGAGAACGACCUAGAAAGCCCGACAAUGCUGGCGAUGGAGGACCGCGGCAACUGAACGCGGCCCCACUCGAAGGGCACGCCCAGAAUGAGCAGAACCUUAACCUCGGUAACAACCGAAACGGUGGUGGGCCGAACGAACACCAGGACGAAAAUUAUCUGGAGGAUGAAGAGGCUAAUGAUAGCCCAUUCACAGAGAGGCUCAUGAACUUGGCCAUUUCGCCGCGAUUCAAAGGCACCAGGAUACCUCUAUACGACGGAAGUCAGGACCCAGAAGCCCAUUUAGAGGCUUUUAAAACCGAGAUGCUAUUCAACGGGAUCACUGGACCUAUUAAGGCCAGGAUCUUUGCGACAACGCUGACUGGCCAAGCGAUGACUUGGAUAACUAGGCUCCCUAGGAACUCAAUUGACUCGUUUGAGGACCUAGCUCGGACCUUCCGACUUAACUUUGCAACAAGCAGGGUGAAUCUGAUGCCAGCCUAUGCUUUAGGAAGAAUCCGGCAGAAGGAGAACGAAUCGCUGAGGAAGUACCUCGACCGAUUCAAGGAUGCCGCCCUCAAGGUACACGGGUUAACUGAAGCAGUGCACCUCCACUUAAUCAUCUCGGGAUUGGAUGGCGAUUCCCCAUUGGCGAGAUCCAUCUAUAAGAACCCAGUGAACGAUCUGGAGGGGUUCAGGAGAAGGUCGGACAAAUACAUUGACGUGGAGGACAUGCAAAAGGUUUAUGUCGAAUCACGAGGACGAAGCCCUACUCGUCGGAGCCCGAGUAGGAAAAACAACAAAGAUCGGGAUCAGAAGGGAUCCAAAAAAGCAAAGGACACUCGUGAUAAGAGGUCGGAAGACCGGUCACCAAGGAGUAGAUAUGAUGACUAUACACCCUUAAGCAUGGCUAGAUCUAAGAUAUGGAAAGAGGUAGCACAUACCGAAAUACGCAACGUCGAGAGACCUCGACCUCUCAGAGCCAAGUUCGGGUUAGAUAAAAGCAAAUACUGCGCAUUCCAUGACCAAAACGGUCACUACACAGAUGAUUGUUGGGACCUCCGGGAUGCAAUUGAGAAACACGUCAGAGAGGGAAAGUUAAAGCAGUAUAUCAUCCGAACACAGGGCAAGAAAAAUAAUAAGCGCAAGCACAGUAGCCGAAGCCGAAGUCGAAGCCCAAAGAGAGAGGAUCGAAAGGACCAAAGAAAGGACCGACCUUCCAAAGGCAAAGAGGUCGAUGAAAAGGACGACGCUUUUCCCGAAGCCGAGUUCGAAUGCAACGUGAUAAGUGGAGCCCUAGGAGGAGGAGGAGACUCGGCCAACGCCCGGAGAAGAUACCUAAAAGAGGUCAUGUCGGUAAGGGACAGGCCAACUUUCAAAGAAAAGGACGGCAAGCCGGCUCCCCCUAGACUGUUCUUCACUCAGGAGGAACUAGCGAGGGUUGUACCCGGACACACUGACGGAUUGGUGAUCACCGCAGUACUAGUCAACUGCCGAGUCAAAAGAAUUUUUAUUGACCACGGAAGUUCAGCUGACAUCAAUCUCUGGGACGCUUUCCAGAGGAUGAACUUGGACGAGAAGGACUUGAAGCCAUGUAUCACUGAGCUGGUCGGGUUUAAUGGAGCGGCGUCCCCUCCAAAAGGCUACAUCGACCUAAAACUGACCUUGGGCACGAAGGAUUCGUUCCGAUCUGGUAGGGUUCGUUUCGUUGUAGUGGACACCUCGUCUUCCUACAACGUAAUUAUAGGUCGGCCCACAAUUCAUGAAUGGGAUAUGCUGAUCUCCACCAAACACCAAGCAUUGAAAAUGCCUGGGAUGAACAACGAGGUCGUCACCAUAAAAGGCGAUCAAGAAGAGUCAAGAAAGUGCUACUACGAGACUCUACGAGUCCAUCAUGGAAAUCCGUCAUCUCCAACUCGGCUUAAAGAAGGAGGAACCAAAGGCCAAUCCCUGAAGACCUGCGGAAGAGAGGUCAACUUGGUUGAGCUCGAUGUAAGGGAGGAGCUCUUGGCACCUCGUCCUGAACCCCAAGGAGAAUUGGAGGAUGCCGACAUUUCAGAAGACGGCGAAGGACGCACCAAGGUCGGAAAAGACCUAAGCACGAAAUUCAAAGAGGAGCUGGUUUCUCUGUUAAAAGAAAACUGA